Messenger RNA from Frieseomelitta varia, 2529 nucleotides. RefSeq lists its product as uncharacterized. The record is from RefSeq and is a predicted model, not a curated record. The coding region runs from base 382 to 1323 and encodes 313 amino acids. The transcript has 4 exons. Lineage: Eukaryota; Metazoa; Arthropoda; Insecta; Hymenoptera; Apidae.
GCUAAUUACCGAUUCCUUGACACGAGAAUUUAUUCGUAUUAAAUGGUGGAUAGUUUCUGAGUUACGAUAUUAGUGUUUUCAAAAUUUUGCAAAAAUAUCGCAAUUAUGGGGUUAUUAAUUGUGCAAAAGUAUUCAAUAUAUCAUAGAAAACAAAUCACUAGAACAACGUGCCUAGGAGACCAUUCGUUUUCUAUCAAAAACUUUUGAAAGAUUACGACUUUGAAGUUUCGGAUAUUCGAAUCAUGAUCGGAUGUCUCAAAGCAUGAUCUACUAAAAAAAAAUAAAAAGUAAAAAAAUAAAAAUAAAAAAAUUAAAAAAACACAAGCGAACAGGCAAACUUAAAAGGAAUUGAAUGUAUUUUUUUUUAUUGGAAUUUUAAAAAUGAGUUCUACGAAACAACAGGAUAGAAUACUCAGCGGUGGAAUAUCUUUGCCACAAUGGAUGAAAGGACGAACCGAAAGCAGAUACGAUUUUGAUGAUACAACAUUCAGUCCGCCAUCUCAUGACGAUAGUUUCUUUUAUAUACGAUAUCCAAAGACACAAAGCCGAUCGUCGGUUUCACAAGAGUAUCGUCCAAUUGAUGAAGUUUUUGGGGAACAAAAUAUUAAUUCAUCAACAAACAAUGUGAAAGUACAAGACACGCAACAACAGGUUACUGAAGAGAAGAAAAAGAAUCAGGAAAUUGAUUUCAGCAAACAUCCCUUACCUUGUCAACCAUUUGUACCAACUUCAACAAUAAGCAAAGGAAACGGAACUAAACCAAGUCUGAAGACAUCAUUAACUGAUAAUCCGAAAAUUACAAAAUCACAGGGAGUAGAUGAUGGGUUUCAUAGCGAGCCAGCACUUUGUGGAAAAUCAAUUGUUCUUGUAGCCAGUCAAAUGAUGUCUAACAAAUUUCAUGAAACUUUUUCGGCCGAACAGGCCGUCAGUCAACCCAAAAAAGGAAGUAAAUCUUUACCAGCUACUCCACUCGCUUCACCAGCAGACAGUCCAAAUAGUUCGCCGAAAGCUCGUCGUCGCGUUCCUUCAAACCGAUAUUUCACUGGUGCAUCCCUUCAAGGAAGUUGGAUUUUGGCAAGCAUCUUCGGGCAAUCUAGGGAAAUCGUUACUGGUAAAAUUGAAGAAGAAGACGAAACAGGCACAGAAGUUGCGACUGCUCCACCUAGGUCGCUUACUCGAAAGAAGUCCAUAUCGUCGCAAAAUCUUACAUACAUAGGAAGCGAUGAAAAGUCAGUUGGAAAACCAGCUUCCUACUCGAGCGUAUUUAAAGUAAAACCAUCGGAAUUAAGAGAGAUGAAUUUUUGGUCUCCGACAUCAAUGUAAAACAAUGUAAAUCAUUAUUAUUCGUUUACGCUUAAAAUUUAGUUAAUUUUUAGUAAUUAAUUUGGAAAGAGGGAUGUUGAAAAAAAAACACGAUAUUGUCCAAUUGCUGAGUUUUCUAAAAUUGAUAAAAGAGAAAACGCAGCUUUAUUUGUGUAUUAUCGUGUAAGUACAUUUUCAUGUACCCUUAGCAAUGUCUUUAUUGCAAUUAGUAUAAUUAACAGUUAGUAAUAAUAUAUUUGUGCUUAUUCUUUCUUUUUUCUCUUUUUUCGACUUUCAAUGAAUGUUGUUAAUAAAGUGUAAACAAUAGAGUUGUUUUUGUAAAAGUCGAUUCUCAUGAACUGGCGCAACUCUAUUAUAAUAAUAUAAGUCAAAAAUUCGUGUAUCGAAAAAUAUAGUUUUCUUAUAUGCUCAAGUGAAGAAGAAGGCGUAUAAUUGUCAAAACAAGGCAUAAUAAUUAUUUUUGGACAGUUCAUCGUUCGAUGUGUUUAACUGUUGUUUAAUUUUAGAUUUUUAGAGAAAAAGUAGGAAGGAAAGAUGGGAAAGUAAUUAUCAUACUAAUCGUAUGUAUAUGUUUAUAUAUUAUUUCUUAUAUUUAUACAAUGCAAGUAGUCUUGGAAUAAAAUAAACCUAUCUAAAUGUCAUUCGAAAAGUAUUUAAAAAAAAAAAGUAGAUGAAAUGAAAUAUGUACAAAUACAUGUAAAUUAUAACGCGCGGGAUCCACGAAUGUUUUAAAAAUAGUGAUUAUAGUAUAAUCGAUCGAAUAGUUCAUCAAUAAUAAUAUAUUUUUCGAUCACGAUAAUAAUUAUAAAGUAUAUUUAGUCGCUGAAAUGAAAAUGCUUUUGUUAUUAGUUACAUUUGAGAGCAUAAAGUUCAUUUAAAUAUGAAAGGCUAUAGUAUCAAUUAACUCAUUGCUAUAAUGCAGCAUAAUGGAGUUGUUAACUACUGAUCUCAGCAUAUUAUUCCCGACAUUCCAACAAUUGGAUUAUGGAAAAUAGCUAGGUGAUUCUAUGUGUAUGUACAAUCAAGUUUAUAUGGAUACAAGAAUGGUUCGAUGUUAUUAAUGUAUAGCGGGAAUCUUAUACUGUUGUAGUACAAUCGGCCAACGAAUUAUUAGUUUGUGUUAUUGAUAAAAAACCCGUUCAGAAUCAUAAACAUUAUCGAUUACACUGUAUUUUAUAUAGAAAUAAUAAAUAAAUGAAUCGUAUU